AUGACAGCGGAUGACAACCGAAACCUCAAACAACGUGUGUCCAUGCUGGCCGAAGAAUCAAUGACGUCGGCGGAUAUGAACAAAAGGCCUGUGGAUGAGCAGCGGCAGCCUCUUCCCAAUACUACAGCAGCAAGGUCAAUGGGUCCACCACCGCGGCCACAUUCCCAGCCUCCACCACAAGCCUGGGCUACUUGCAAUGCGGAGGAUAGGCUCAUCUCUCAACCAUUUGUAGUAGCGAAUAACUUGCUUAUCCAAGAAAGCUGGCAAACAUACCAGGAGCCUUCUGCUCGGCAAGCGGUCGGCCGUUAUACGCAACUCCUCCCUCCUUCCAGAAUUCAGGCUGCGAUGCCUUCUCACCGGCUAACCCCCUUGCGGCCUGCUGCUGAUAAUAUUCCUGGAUUUCCUGGAUGCCUUUCAACCCAGCCUUUGCACGCUCCUACACAGGAACCGUCUCGUGAGAGCAUGGAAGAUUACAUCAACAGGAUCGAGCAAGAAGCCUUGCAAAAUCCCACCAACAAUGAAAAAAUGGAUGAAUUACAGCCUUGUAAUCCUGACCUGACUGAAAGUGUGGAGCAGCAGCAGCUCGGCCUUGGUUCAUAUCCCGAUGGCAAUGAUAUGCUUCUUCCGGACACCGCGUGGUACGGUCAGCACCCACUUCCAACCCACACCGCACAUAUCCAGGUCCAGGACCCUGAAUAUUUCGAACUAGACCAUUACGAGCAGGGUAUAGGGGAUCAAGAUGCCCGGCUACCGAGGAUGUGGAAUGAUCCGAGCGGGUUCUGA
This is a messenger RNA of Sordaria macrospora k-hell, 783 nucleotides long. RefSeq lists its product as uncharacterized. NCBI's taxonomy places the organism in Eukaryota, Fungi, Ascomycota, Sordariomycetes, Sordariales, Sordariaceae. The record is from RefSeq and is a predicted model, not a curated record.